AGUUGUCCAAGAAGAAUGAUUCAGUUUGCUUUCAAAAUAGAUACUCACCAUCCUCUUGUUUCCGACAGAGGUGGCCUCAGCAACAUGCUGUUCCAGUGCUCCCUACCCGACACUCUGGCCACCGUUGGUGACGAGCCUCGGAAGGUGCUCCUGCGGUUGUAUGGGGCGAUUUUGAAGAUGGUAUUUUUGAUAAAGCUGUGGAGUGGAAAGAGGUCCUGUAAUAAGGAGGGAUCCGAACAAGCUCAGAAAGAAAAUGAAUUUCAAAGCGCCGAGGCCAUGGUUCUGGAGAGCGUGAUGUUCGCCAUCCUCGCAGAGAGGUCACUGGGCCCAAAGCUCUUCGGCAUCUUUCCCCAAGGCCGCCUGGAGCAAUUUAUCCCGAGCCGGCGAUUAGACACUGAAGAAUUAAGUUUGCCAGAUAUUUCUGCAGAAAUAGCUGAGAAAAUGGCCAGAUUUCAUGGUAUGAAGAUGCCAUUCAAUAAGGAACCAAAAUGGCUUUUUGGAACCAUGGAAAAAUACCUGAAUCAAGUGCUGAGAAUUAAAUUUACUGGGGAAUCCAAAGUUAAGCAGCUCCACAAAUUCCUCAGUUACAAUCUGCCUUUGGAGCUAAGAAACCUGAGAUCACUACUUGAAUCCACUCCAUCUCCAGUUGUGUUUUGUCACAACGACUGUCAGGAAGGCAAUGUCUUAUUGCUGGAAGGCAGAGAGAAUUCUGAAAAACAGAAACUGAUGCUCAUCGACUUUGAAUACAGCAGUUACAAUUACAGGGGGUUCGACAUUGGGAAUCAUUUCUGUGAAUGGAUGUACGAUUAUAAUUAUGAAAAGUAUCCUUUUUUCAGAGCAAACAUCCUGAAGUAUCCCACCAAGAAGCAACAGCUCCAUUUUAUUUCCAGUUACUUGGCUGCAUUCCAAAAUGAAUUUGAAAACCUCAGUAAUGAAGAAAAGUCCAUUUUAGAAGAAGAAAUGUUGCUUGAAGUCAAUAGGUUUGCCCUGCGUCCCAUUUCUUCUGGGGACUUUGGUCCAUCGUACAGGCCAAGAUUUCAUCCAUUGAAUUUGGGUACAUGGAGUAUGCCCAGGCGAGGUUCGAUGCCUAUUUCGACCAGAAGAGGAAGCUUGGGGUGUGACGGCGGGAGGACCUCAGACACUUCGUCCCUGGGCUGUGGGCGGCUGAGCCCGUGGGCCCCUCUGUGCUCCGAGUCCUGUGCCUGCGGCAAGAAGGCGUGGACAUCUCGCUGCCAAACACAUGUGUAUGAUACGAAAGACUGUAUUAAAAUUGAGUAACAUUUAUUUCAUAUCUUGUUUACGACUCCACUAGGACCCUGGCCUGAGAUCAGGAAGCAGAAUUAGAGUACAGUAGUGCAAUAGUGCAGCGCCUGCCUCCUCCUAAUCUAGAGAAGGCGUUUUCUACUCGGGGCCUGAAGCUUUUGGUUAGCUGUGGCGAACGGCAAGGUAGUGUGUUACUGCAGGGGCCUUUUGUGGUUAACGUUGGCCUUUGCAGGAUGUUAAUGGACCAGGCUCCCUGCAGGUAACUGCGUGUAGACACCGCUCACUCCCGAGGGCAGCGCUGGGCAGAGGCAGACGGCCUCGCCCUGCGGCCUGACUGGAGGCCCUGAAUGUGGUUCCUUCGCCAUCCUGGUCCAGGGCUGGGUGCAGACUGCCCAGCCAUGCGGGGUGCGAGCUGUCAUCCCCAGAGGUCAGGGUGGAUGGGGCUCCUCCGUACCUGCCGUCCAUUCCUUGUCGCCCUAACUGGACGCAACCCCUGUCAAGCGUGCUAACCAAAUGUGUUUUGUUAACCCUGAGGCCGCAGAGAGCCAACUGUUGGCCGGGGGGUCGGGGAGACACGUGGACACACAGGCCCCCGCCCACCCGGCUGUUCUCCUGGCAGGGCGCGGGCUGCUCUGUCCUGCCCUCUGAAGCCUUCCCUGUCCAUCUCCACUCAGCCUGGAGCUGGGGGCUCUGCCACAUGGCUGUGCCCGGCCCAGGCCCCAGGCCCCUCAGAAGCCUUUGAGGCCCCUGGUGCCAGGUGGGGAGAGGGACACCCUGGCCUCGGCUCUGAAGCCAGCUCUCCCUGCCGCUGCUGCUCCCCAGUGUCCCUCCUGUGGUCGUUCUGAUGGGAGACAGCAGCCCGUAUGUGGAGCGUUGGGGCAGGGACACAGAACAGCUGUGAAAUCCAUGUAUAUUAAAUGUCCUUUGGGAUAAAUUCUUUUUUUUUUACUCUGAAUUCUUAUUUGAAUUGUUUUUUGUGCAUACAUUUCUGCUACCACAAAGACUGUACCAUAUACAAUAAAAAAAAUAAAGGCUGUCCUCCACUGUCA
Messenger RNA from Vicugna pacos (alpaca), 2312 nucleotides. The record is from RefSeq and is a predicted model, not a curated record. NCBI's taxonomy places the organism in Eukaryota, Metazoa, Chordata, Mammalia, Artiodactyla, Camelidae.